CAAUGUCACACCGGAGAAGAGGAGCGUGAACGCAUCGUAUAUACCUGAGAGAGAGCACGGGAAACGGACAAAUCCACCAGGGGACGAAAACGUGAAGUUAUCAACCUGCUUUCAGCGCCGAUGUGUGUGUGUGUCUGUGUGUGUAUGUGUGUGCGUGUCUUUCCCCAGAUGGACGUAUAGAGUCGCUAUGAUUCUCAUUGAUCUCGUCUUUUUUUAAAUGCACACAGACAGCUCUUGACAGCGCCUGGAUGUGUGUCAUAUAAUCGUUGUGUAGCAAUGUGCAAUAUGCAAUGGACUCCGUGUACAUGCAUGCACCGGUGCCUCCACAGCACACACACUGAGUGUUUGAAUGUGGACUAACAUGUAGCGGAUUGCUGCAGCGAAGUGGUUCACAGACGGACAGAGGAUCCCUUGUGAUAGAAGGCAUUUUUUCUUUUUUUCUUUGAAAGGAUGACAGCUGGGUGUUGCUGCUGCAAUGAGCUGCUUGCAGUAUUCAUAUUUUGGUUUUGAGCUGUGAGGGAACCGAGGUGAAGAUGUGUGCAAACUUGUUUGGUUUAUCUCAUCUGUGGUGUGAUAACCUUCUGUGUGACAGUGCGCGCUGCUCGGGGGGUUUCUCCUCUGUCUCUCAGCUGGACUUCAGUUGAUCCCACCGUGCAGCAGAGAGGCUUAUUCAGCAGUUCCCACCACAGAGCAGCCUAGUCAGUAGUCUGUGUCAGUCUCUGCCUGGAUGCUGGCUGGGGUCGAGCCCAAGAGCGGCACUUUUUUUGAAAUACUUUGGUCAUAUUUGAUAGUUUUCUUUGUUAAUGUUGUUGUGCGCCAGAGAAGAUAACGUUUAUAUCUCUCUGUUUGCCGUAUGGUAUUAUUUUACACGCUGAUAUUACCUGCUUCUCGCUGGUAAAUGAUGAGCAUAUCGGUUUAUUUGUGAAUAAACAAGCCGUGCUGGCACGCUGAAAGCCACGCGAGAGUGGGGCUUGUUCUCGCCCCCGUCACCUGGAAACCACAGGAGCCACGAGACUGUCCGACAGGUGUGAUCCACGCGCCAUGGAUGAUUCUGGGAUCAUCCGAAGACGGAGGCUGCAGUCAUCCAGCUCAUCCCAGGAGCGUCUGCACCAGCUGCCCUUCCAGCCGACCAUGGACGAGUUGCACUUCUUGUCCAAGCACUUUGGCAGCACAGAGAGCAUCACGGACGAUGACGGGGGCCGACGCUCGCCGCACGUCCGCCCUCGCUCUCGAAGCCUCAGCCCGGGGCGCUCUCCAUCCUGCUAUGACAAUGAAAUAGUGAUGAUGAACCAUGUCUACAAGGAGCGCUUCCCCAAGGCCACAGCUCAGAUGGAGGAGAGGCUGGCAGAGUUCAUCCAGAACUACUCUCCAGAGAGUGUUCUGCCACUGGCCGACGGGGUCCUCAGCUUCAUCCACCACCAGGUAGCUGAGCUGUCCAGGGACUGCCUGACCAAAUCACGCGAGGGGGUCAUUACCAGCGUCUACUUCUGUGAACUGCAGGAGAACCUGGAGAAGCUGCUGAAUGAUGCUUAUGAGCGCUCUGAGAGUUCGGAGCUCACCUUCGUCAUUGAGCUGGUCAAAAAGCUCUUCAUCAUCAUAUCUCGUCCAGCCAGGCUUCUUGAGUGUUUGGAGUUCAACCCUGAAGAGUUUUACCAUCUGCUGGAGGCAGCAGAGGAUCAUGCCAAGGAGGGACAAUUGAUGAAGGCAGACAUCCCUCGAUACAUCAUCAGCCAGUUGGGGCUGACCAGAGACCCACUGGAGGAAAUCGUGAGCCUCGACAGCUAUGACAGUGAGGGUCCACAUACUCCAGAGACCGAUGACUCAGCAGAGGGAAAAGGGAGAGCCAUGAAGCCACCGAGUGAAGAAGAUUUUCAGAGCAUCAAACUAAUCAGCAACGGAGCUUAUGGCGCUGUCUACCUGGUGCGCCACAGGGAGACACGUCAGCGCUUUGCCAUGAAGAAGAUCAACAAGCAGAAUCUGAUCCUGAGGAACCAGAUCCAGCAGGCGUUCGUAGAAAGGGACAUCCUCACCUUCGCAGAGAACCCGUUUGUCGUCUCCAUGUUCUGCUCCUUUGAAACGCGGAGACAUCUGUGCAUGGUCAUGGAAUAUGUUGAGGGUGGUGACUGUGCCACAUUGCUGAAGAACAUCGGGGCUCUGCCUGUGGAGCUGGCAAGGAUGUACUUUGCUGAGACUGUUUUAGCCUUGGAAUACCUUCACAACUAUGGUAUUGUCCAUAGAGACCUCAAACCUGACAAUCUACUGAUCACCUCCAUGGGACACAUCAAGCUUACAGACUUUGGCUUGUCGAAGAUGGGUCUAAUGAGCCUCACCACCAACCUGUAUGAGGGACACAUUGAGAAAGAUGCCAGAGAGUUCCUGGAUAAGCAGGUAUGUGGUACUCCAGAGUACAUCGCUCCAGAGGUGAUUCUCCGUCAAGGCUAUGGAAAGCCAGUGGAUUGGUGGGCCAUGGGCAUCAUCCUCUACGAGUUCCUGGUAGGCUGUGUGCCUUUCUUUGGAGACACUCCAGAGGAGCUGUUUGGACAGGUCAUCACAGACGAUAUAGUUUGGCCAGAAGGUGAUGACGCCUUGCCUGCAGAUUCCCUGGCACUCAUUUCCGCCCUGCUGCAGACCAACCCUCUUGUGAGGUUGGGUACAGGUGGAGCGUUUGAGGUGAAGCAGCACUCAUUCUUCACAGAGCUGGACUGGAACACUUUGCUGAGACAGAAAGCAGAGUUCAUCCCUCACCUGGAGUCAGAGGAGGACACCAGCUACUUUGAUACCCGCUCGGAUCGCUAUCAUCACAUCAAUACGUACGACGAGGACGACACCAACGACGAUGAGCCUGUAGAGAUCAGACAGUUUUCUUCCUGCUCCCCUCGCUUCAGCAAGGUGUACAGCAGCAUGGAGCAUCUGUCUCAGCUGGAGCAGAAAGCUACGAGCUCUGUGUCCCGUCGGGAGCACAAGGGCCCGCGGGAGGACAAGGUGACCAAGAGAGAGAGCCUGGGCAGCUUCAGUAUGAGAGACAAGAGCUGGAGGACCGGGUCCCCGGAGAUGAAGCGCCUGUCUUGUUCAGAGUCCCUCUACAUGGAGGGGGAUGCCAGCCCUCCCCUUGGUGCUCGCCGACGCUUCUCAGCACUGAUGGAUACACAUCGUUUUGCCUCACCCCUAGAUGGUGAGCCAGACUUCCUGUCCCGCCAGGUGCCCAUCAAGGUCCGUGGAACCUCCCUGGAUGGGACCAGCGUCCCCUCACCAAGCCUCCUGGAGCAACGGAACAGUCUGAAGGAGAUCAACGGAGCAGACAAAUCCCCUAGACAUGGAGAGACACCGGGAGUUGCCACGGCCAUCACCACAUUAUCCCCAGGUCCUGCAGCAACCGGUCGUGACAUGAUGACUCCUCUGUAUGACCCUCUGGGACCCCGGGCCACCAAUGACCUUGUCCUCCGCAGGGCGCGGCAUCAGCAGUUGUCUGAUGGAGAGAAACGCAAUUCCAGACCUGGAAACAAAGUCAUCAAGUCAGCCUCUGCCACAGCCCUGUCUGUCAUAAUACCAUCAGUGGAGCAGCAUGGCGGCUUCUCUCCGCUGGCCAGUCCCAUGUCUCCCCACUCUAUCUCCUCCAACCCCUCGUCCCGCGACUCUUCACCCAGCAGAGACUUCUGCCCGGCAGUCAGCGUGCUGCGCUCUCCUAUCACCAUCCAUCGCUCUGGAAAGAAGUACGGCUUUACUCUAAGGGCUAUCAGGGUCUACAUUGGAGACAGUGAUAUCUACAGCGUGCAUCACAUUGUUUGGCACGUGGAGGAUGGUGGCCCCGCCCAGGAAGCUGGCCUGUGUGCCGGUGACCUCAUCACCCACGUCAACGGGGAGCCUGUCCAUGGCCUGGUCCACACUGAAGUGGUAGAGCUUAUCCUCAAGAGUGGAAACAAGGUGACAGUGACAACCACGCCUUUUGAGAACACCUCCAUUAAAGUGGGUCCCGCACGCAAGGCCAGCUACAAGUGUAAGAUGGCCAGACGAAACAAGAGGACCAUGGGCAAGGACAGCCAAGACAGUAAGAAGCGUAACUCAUUGUUCCGUAAGAUCACGAAGCAGUCCAAUCUGCUGCACACCAGCCGAAGCUUGUCCUCUUUGAAUCGCUCUCUGUCCUCCAGUGAGAGUCUCCCUGGCUCCCCAACUCACAGCUUGUCUGCCCGGUCCCCGACUCAAGGCUACCGCUCCACCCCUGAGCCCUCAUACCUGGGAGCUUCCUCCCAGAGCAGCUCUCCAGCCUCCAGCACUCCAAACUCCCCUGCUCCAUCUCAGCACAUGAGGCCCAGCUCCCUGCACGGCCUCUCCCCUAAACUCCACCGUCAGUAUCGCUCUGCCCGUUGUAAAUCUGCUGGUAACAUCCCCCUGUCCCCGCUGGCCCACACACCCUCCCCUACCCAGUCUUCACCACCACCCUUGCCAGGACACACAGUGGGGAGCUCCAACACCACCCAGUCCUUCCCUGCCAAGCUCCACUCCUCGCCGCCAGUGGUCCGUCCCAGGCCCAAGAGUGCAGAACCCCCUCGAUCGCCUCUUCUCAAACGGGUGCAGUCAGCAGAGAAGCUGGGCUCGCCUCUGACCCAGUCUAGCUCUACCGGAGGACUGGGGGGUCCGCUGAGGAAGCACAGCCUGGAGGUGCAGCACUCUGAGUACCGUAAAGAUGCCUUCCUCUGUGAGCUCGGGCUCCAGAGCCUGCUGGAGACAGAAGGUGAAAAUUUGCCUCCUAAUCCUCCACCCCUGCCCUCAUCCUCAACCACCCCAGAGACCGGUGUCCUGAAGCCUGUGAGGAGACUAGGGAGACAAGAGUCACCACUUAGCAGAGAAACACUGCUGGCGGGUAGGGAGAGGGAAGAGAGGGAAAGAGGAAGGGAGAGAGAGAAAGACAGGGAGGCUGAUACCACGGCAGUCCUGGAGAGAUUGAGUCGGGUUGGAGCAACAGUAUCCCAGUCAUCCUUAACAAGAAAACCUCAUACAGGUGAGCUGCCCUUGAGCUCGCAAGCUGGCCCAAGCUCAAGACUAAGUUCAGAAACCACUAAAGCUACAACUCCUAGCACCCCCACAAAAACAACAGGAAGUCUAAUUGGCCAGAAGGGGCCUGAAAAGAGUCCGGCAGACUUAACUCCGAAACAGGAAGACCACAAGGCACCCAAAGGUAUGUUAUCUAAUAGUAAAGACCCCCGGGAGCAGCUAGGGGGCAGAACUGAACCAAAGCAGGAAGGAAACAACAAGAGUAGGCCUGGUUUACCUGGGGCUGCCUUCACCAAGAGCUCUGCUUCUACUCCUGAUAAAUCCAUCGGAAUCAAUGCGACAGUGACAGCAGGUCCUCUGAGCAUUAAUAAAACCUUUAAACCAUCAGGUAUGGGGGACAGCCUGAGGAAGGCUGGAGCAGAGAGCAGUGACUCAAGGACUCCAGACCUCGGCUCCAAAAGCCCCAAACUUCCAGCUCGCAUUCUUGCUCCCGUCGUGCCCCCACAUGGGCAGUCGCUCUCGCUGGGCAAGGUGAGGCAAGGACUUGGGUCUGUCAACUGCUACCGGGGAACCCUUGACUGGGAGGACAAAUGUCGCCUUGAGGUGGUGGAGGAACAUUCGCCUUCCCCCUCUCCCUCCCCGACUGCUGUCACCCCCUCCCUCUGUGGACCUUCACUCUGUAAGUCGCGGCCUGUCUCCCCCGGCGAAAAGACGAGCUUCGUCAGCCAGCUGACCACCGUGGCCAAAAACGUCCUCGGGCCAAUCAAGCUUGGCUCCCAGGAGGGGGCCAAGAGCAAAGACCAGCAGACUAAGUCAGCGGAGGAGAAACAGGGAGGCACAGCAGGAAAGUCUGACACUCCUGCUGGAGGUCGAGUGGUUGUUGGGGCUGCAGUCGUGACCCAAAGUCCUGCUGCUUCACCACUGGAGAAGGCUGCAACAGGUAGCAGCCAGCCAAAAAUGUGACCCCAUGGGGUCCCUAAAUGGGACUUUAGUAGAAAAAAAAGAUGCCUUUUUUGGAAGAACAAUGCAACAGAAGUCAAGCACUUAGAAAAAUGUACAUUCCAGUUUCAGAGUAUAUGAAAUGUUAUUUAUUGAUUCCAAUCAUUGACUGAUCCUAACUUAAAACCAGGAGUAAAAUAAUCUACUGUAAAGGUGCAUUAUCUGUUGAUUUUAUAUUAUAUAGUAUUUAAUAAGAAGACUUAAUGUAAUGUGGAACACUUUAUCAGAUGUAUAUGUGUGUGGGUCUAUGUGAACGCAUGUCACAUGGUUUGUACUUUACAUGUAUUAUAGAUACAAGAAAGUCAAAAAGUGCUUUACCGAUCAAAACAUGCUGAAUACUGUGAAUACCAAAUCCGGUCACUCCUUUAUUCUUUUACUGCUUAUAUCAAACAAGACAAUGAAACGAGGAGGAACUAAGGCACAGUCGGUCAAAUUGUAAUAUUUGCAUCAAACAACACGAAUGACACACAGCCUCAGUUUGGCUACGGUGGGUAAAGUGAGCAACAAGAUGAUUAAGCUCAUUUCUUCUUCAUCCAGCAGUUUACUGAGCUGAUGUGCACCGUCAGACAAAGCCAAAGCAGGCACUCUGUCAGUGGAUGUCACAUCAAGCACGGUUCGGCUCUGUCUGUCACAGGGGAUUGUGUGUCUGUGUGUGUGUGUGUGUGUGUCUGUGUGAGAAGCCACCUUGGGUCUAUUUCUGGUGGUUCUUGAAGGCCGUGUCCUGCUGCAAAGGAAAGCGAGGUUGACAGAGCUCAGGCUCAGCGCUUAUCUCCCCUUAGCAGGAGGGCUACCACAGCCCUUUCUCCCUCUGCCUCCGACUGCAGCCUACACACACACACACAGACACACACAGACUCAUGCACAAACACAUGUACACACGCUCACAUAUCCACAGGAGGCAGCAGUGUCAGCAGCUGAUUUUCAUGCAUUUAAAUCCAUACCCCCGUGGCCCCUGAAUUUAAGUGUGUUUGCAAGUGAGUGAGUUAAGAAGUGUGUAAGCGUGUGUGUGUGUGUUUUCAAGGGGUAAUUACACUCAGCACGGUUGACUCAGCAAGGGUCAUGACAGAAACCAAACUGGAAAUAAACAGACAGCAGCUGGGAUCCGU
Molecule: messenger RNA, 7094 nt
Organism: Morone saxatilis (striped sea-bass)
Lineage: Eukaryota; Metazoa; Chordata; Actinopteri; Moronidae
Gene: mast1a
Product: microtubule associated serine/threonine kinase 1a
Biological process (GO): intracellular signal transduction; peptidyl-serine phosphorylation
Molecular function (GO): protein binding; magnesium ion binding; ATP binding
Source: RefSeq, a predicted model, not a curated record